GCUCGCGACCGGAGAUCAGCGCCCGCUCCGUUGCCGUGGUUGCAGGCCGUCCCUCCAGCUAGCCCGCUGACAGCGAGGCUUAGGGCGGAGGGAAGUGGGUCGGUUGGUCCGUCCGGAACGAGGCUCCAGCGGCCGGGCCGGCGCGGAACUGUUGCCAUGGCAGCCGCCGCCGGGGGCGCGGACAACGAGCCGCGAUCUGGACGCUCGAGCUCUGAUGGAGAGUGCGCGGUGGCGCCGGAGCCGCUGACGGGCCCCGAGGGCCUCUUCUCCUUCGCAGACUUCGGGUCUGCGCUUGACUGCAGCGCGAGCCUCCCGGGACGGGGGUCCAGCGGGGCCCAGUCCCCGUUACGCUACCUCCACGUCCUGUGGCAGAAGGACUCGGAGCCCCGCGAUGAGCUGCUCUGUAAGAUCCCCGCCGGCCGAUUGAGGCGCGCUGCCAGGCCCCACCGCCGAUUCGGGCCCAUGGGCAAGGAGGUGCACGCUCUGAAGAGGCUGAGGGACUCGGCCAAUGCCAAUGACGUGGAAACAGUGCAGCAGCUGCUGGAAGACGGCGCGGAUCCCUGUGCAGCAGAUGACAAGGGCCGCACGGCUCUGCACUUUGCCUCCUGCAACGGCAACGACCAGAUUGUGCAGCUGCUGCUGGACCACGGCGCCGACCCCAACCAGCGAGACGGGCUGGGGAACACGCCGCUGCACCUGGCGGCCUGCACCAACCACGUCCCCGUCAUCACCACGCUGCUGCGAGGAGGGGCCCGUGUAGACGCCCUGGACCGGGCUGGCCGCACGCCCCUGCACCUGGCCAAGUCGAAGCUGAACAUCCUGCAGGAAGGCCACUCCCAGUGCCUGGAGGCCGUGCGGCUGGAGGUGAAGCAGAUCAUCCAGAUGCUGCGGGAGUACCUGGAGCGCCUGGGGCGGCACGAGCAGCGGGAGCGGCUGGACGACCUGUGCACCCGCCUCCAGAUGACGAGCACCAGGGAGCAGGUGGAUGAGGUGACAGACCUCCUGGCCAGCUUCACCUCCCUCAGCUUGCAGAUGCAGGACAUGGAGAGGAGGUAGCAGCAGGGGCUCCCUGCCUCCCCGGCCUGCCCCUGCCCGCCCCGCCCACCUGCUCUCUGGUUACCAAGACGCCUGAGGCCUGGGACUUCGGGGCGGCACUCGCUGGGAGGCCUUGGCCUCACCCCCAGACGCUGUGGGCCGGGGAUGCUCUCUCACCGACCUCAGAGCCUCUUCCGGUCACCAUCCUUCUCGUGUCGUGGGCCAGGACCAUGCCCCCCGGCUUCUCCCUCUGACCCCUGCAGCACGGCGGCCACGCCUCCCCCCGGUGACGUGUGCCAUCCUCGCAGGGCCUGCUCGUCUCGUGGUCUCCCUGGCACCCUCAGCAGGCUCGGGACCCCUCUCGGGGGCCCCCUCCCGGGCGUGGGCUUGUCGCAGCCAGCAGGCGCCCCCGGGCCUGGGCGCCUCGCACCAGCACUUCGAGCCAGACUUGGCUGCUGCCUCCCCGGGAGGCACCGCAGCGGGUUUCUCUGGUGGGAAGGGGCGGCUGGUGCAGCCUGGACCUUAGGAAUACACGGUCAGGGGGACCCUGCACAGCCCGAAGCAGAAGACCCCCAACUCUUCCCCCUCCCAGUCACUGAAGCGCCAGGAGGGCACAGCGAUCCUGCAGCCUAGCGUAGUGGGGUGAACGGUGCGCCCCAAGACAGCCACGUGCUAAUCCCAGAAUCCAUGAACGUGACCUCGUGUGGCACAAAGGGACCUUGCGCGCAUGUCAGGAGGAUCUUUGGACAAGGCAGUUACCCCGGAUUAUCCCGUGGGCGAUGAGAUCCCAGAGACCCUUCCGGGAGGGAAGCCACAGUGACAGAGCAGGGAGUGGGGGCUGAGGAAGGGUCGCCGGCUGAGGAGUGCAGGCGACCCCGGGACCUGGAAAAGGGCGGGACACGGUUCUCCCUCAGAGCUUCCCGGCGGAGCCAGCCCCGCCGACACCGGAUUAGCCCAGUCAGACCGAUGUUAGAGGUCUGACCGUCCGAACUGUAAGAAUAAAUUUGUGUUGUUUUAAGCCACUAA
This is a messenger RNA of Phyllostomus discolor (pale spear-nosed bat), 2061 nucleotides long. It is a transcript of the gene ANKRD54, whose product is annotated as ankyrin repeat domain 54. Lineage: Eukaryota; Metazoa; Chordata; Mammalia; Chiroptera; Phyllostomidae. Gene Ontology annotation, cellular component: cytoplasm; nucleus. The transcript has 8 exons. Gene Ontology annotation, molecular function: protein kinase regulator activity; protein binding. Gene Ontology annotation, biological process: regulation of protein kinase activity; regulation of intracellular signal transduction. The record is from RefSeq and is a predicted model, not a curated record. The coding region runs from base 157 to 1056 and encodes 299 amino acids.